Messenger RNA from Penicillium cosmopolitanum, 1425 nucleotides. Its product is annotated as cytochrome P450. Gene Ontology annotation, molecular function: iron ion binding; heme binding; monooxygenase activity. The annotation marks the transcript as partial. NCBI's taxonomy places the organism in Eukaryota, Fungi, Ascomycota, Eurotiomycetes, Eurotiales, Aspergillaceae. The transcript is spliced from 4 exons. The record is from RefSeq and is a predicted model, not a curated record.
UGGAUCCUUCUCCACACGGCCUUCGCAGUAUACAAUCUCUUCUUUCACCCUCUCCGAAAAUACCCCGGUCCAAAGCUGGAUGCAGCGUCACAGCUUGUGUAUGUCUAUUAUAUGGUGAAAGGGGACAGCUGCAAGCAUCUCGCAAGACUUCACGAGAAGUAUGGCGAGGUCGUCCGAGUCGGCCCCAACGAGAUCUCAUAUUUGACGGUGUCAGCCAACAAAACGAUAUUUGGAAACAAACCCACGGAGGAAACUACUUUUGAAAAGAAUCCGGCUGUUUACAUCCAGGGAUCGGGGAUGUCGGACAAUCUUUUGUUUGCCAGCACCCGCGAACAUCCCCGGUUCAAGAAACUCAUGGCCCCAGCAUUCUCCGAUCAGGCGAUCAAAGAACAAGAGCCAACAAUUCAACAGUUGACCAGUAUCAUGAUAGACUCAUUGCGCCAUAAUAGAUCCGGUGAAGCAUAUUAUCCAAAUGCUGAUGGGGUAGCGAAUAUUGGGGCUUGGUGCAACUUUCUCGUUUUCGACAUCUUGAGCGCCCUUUCGUUCGGGAAACCUGUUGGUUGCUUGGAAUUGGCAGAUUACCACGAAUGGACUGAUGUUAUCUUUGGGACCAUGAAGCACGCUCACUUUAUUACUCCAAAUGUUGAUUCCCGGAAGAAAAUAAGUGACCCCUCCGAGAGACACAUGGAAAAUGUCCGAAAGUAUGUACGAGCACGCGAGAAAGCGGAUGCUGUUUCUCAUGCGGAUUUUGCUUCCUAUAUCUUGAAAGGAAUGUCGGAGGACGAGAUGGUCGACAAUAUUAACAUCCUCGCAACCGCCGGCACCGAGACAACGGCCACAACUCUUUCGUCGCUGUUCUACUAUUUAACCCACAACCCCAAUAGCUACCAGAAACUCGUGGCAGAGAUUCGCUCUACUUUCACGCACGAAGAUGAAAUUACUUUCAAUGCUAUUGGUAGCCUAAAGUACCUGAAAGCUGUCAUCCAGGAAACCUUUCGUAUUCACCCCUCUGUUCCUGUUGGUUUCCAUCGCAUCACCCCCAAGGCCGGCGGCUACAUUGACGGUCGAUGGGUUCCUGGUGGGACAUGGGUUUCAGUAGCCCUCCUCGCCGCUUACAGGUCGCCAAGAUACUGGCAGCGCCCGGAAGAGUUCAUUCCGGAAAGAUGGCUGGGUGACCCUGAGUUUGCCUCAGACAAUCGUCAGAUUUGGGCACCGUUCUCAAUUGGCCCAAGAAAGUGCAUCGGAAUGAACUUGACGUACUUGAACAUGCGGUUGAUAGUAGCUCGUUUGCUUUGGAACUUUGACUUUGAGGCGCAGCUGGACAACAUCGAUCCGCAUAAACUAAAGGAAUACGGGGUUUGGCAAGGCCAUGUUCCGCUGAACCUACAGAUCCAUGACGCACGAGCGUCACGAACUGGAGCAUAG